Lactuca saligna is the source of this 1337-nucleotide messenger RNA. Lineage: Eukaryota; Viridiplantae; Streptophyta; Magnoliopsida; Asterales; Asteraceae. The record is from the annotation of a GenBank genome assembly.
CGACCUCAAACCACCCCCACCCAUCCCUUCUAUCUGGUGGAUAGUAUUUUCGUUAUCUUUCAGAUAAUAUAUGGAGCUAGGCUUAAGCUUAGGUGACAAGUCAUGUAAAAAGUUUCAUGCGAUUACUACCAAAAUCCCAGUUGCAGCCCCUACUUUCCCUUCCGCCGCCGACAAUUGUAGUGUAGGAUUCUGCAUGGCUUUAACGAUCAACGCAAUCUAUGGAACUAAUAAAACACGAGCUAACGAUGAUAGCAACAAAAAAGACGAUCAAACUACUUUCGAAGAUCAAGAGGGUUUGAAAGAAAGCCCAAGAAUCAAAGCAAUAAUUGAUGGUAGAGAAAAAGCCUUGCAAUUGAAUCCUCCUCUUCAGCUUGAUCUUCUUCCUGAUCGUCAUGCUCCAUCAUUACCAUGGUCUUCUGAUAAUGGGAAUUCCCAUGGGGGUUCAUCCGAGAAUCUCCUUGCCGCUACAGGAUUUGAUGUCAAGAGUACCCCACCGGCAACCAUGGGGACAGAAGAGGCAACGUCAUCUCUCCGGCUGGAUUUUUACAGUUCUAGUAGAACUGCAAACGUCUUGAAAAACAAGAGCUUGGAACUGAUAAACGACGUGGUGGAGAUGCAGAGAGGCCCUUCUAGAGCUAGCGAUGAAGAUCAUAAUGGGAUUUACAGAAAAAAAUUGAGACUUACGAAACAACAAUCUGCAUAUUUGGAAGAAAGCUUUAAAGACCAUUCUAUUCUAAAUCAUAGACAGAAGCUUGAUCUAGCAAUACAACUUAAUCUCAGCCCACGACAAGUCGAAGUCUGGUUUCAAAACAGAAGAGCAAGGACGAAACUGAAGCAAACAGAAAUGGAUUAUGAAUACUUAAAAAACUGUUGUGAGACAUUAACGCGAGAAAACAGAAGAUUACACAAAGAACUUAAAGAAUUGAGGGCGUUAAAGACCAUUUCAAAUCCGUUCAAUCUGCAACUGCCACCUACCACCCUCGCCAUGUGUUCUUCUUGUGAGCUUGUGGCUGCGACCACAUACACCAUCACCCCAGCUCCUCCAAGUACUAAGUUCCUCAACACCCCACUGUCAGACGACUGCAGUCACUAGCCUGAAUCAGUUUGUGGAAUGAAGACAAGCACUAAACAAGAUGAAAACAUCGACUAGCAGUGGGAAAACAAAAAGGUAACCUACAUGAUAAAGGGAAGCACAACACCAAUCUAGCCAACUAACCCGCGACAAACCCUUUUGUAAUGGGUAUUGCCAAAAGAACCCCAUGAAUGUACGGAGGUCAACCACACAUAGGAGGUUCACUUUGUAUACUAAGGUUAUCUUCAAUGCAAUAGAUUGAUAC